UCCAGGAAGCAAACGGAGCAAACUUUUCCUUCUCCAGGGCGGGGCUUUUCCAUCUCGCUCGCAAUGUACCGCUAGCCGGCAAAGAAAGGGCAGAACAGAAACAAAGGUUCUUACUGGCCACUCAUUUAUGUUUGUUUGUUUGUCACCGUAUGCACAGCAUAGUACGCAGACUUUGGCAUGCCUUCCGAAAACAAUCCCAUUCGCCCUGGGCGGCCAGUAGGGUGGGCCGACCAACGUUGACGGUUCCACCGGCCACCGUGGGCCGGAUGAUCGCCACAAUCGUCCAACAUGCUGCUGCGGGCGGUGGGACUGCUGCUUUUAUCGACCCUCGUGGCGCGUUUGGAUGGCCGGUUUUUGGAAGUGAGCAAGCCGCCACCCGGAACCGUGGCGAUUGUGCCAACCGAGGACGAUGGCGAAAGUGUGCUGCACGGUCCGCUGUUUCACGAUCUGCAGCAGCUCGACCGCGAAAAAGCCAGUGAGAUGAUCUCGGUGAAACUGUUCAAUCAGUUCCACUCGAGAACGUUCGAUGUCGCCGAUGAGCUGGAGGGAAACGGCAGAGAACUCGACGCCGACCGGCCAUUACCUGAGGCUCGCGAUACUGUGCAUGACAGUCGGGACGAUUUCGGGAGGGGUUACGCGCAUCCGGUGCCACCGGUCGGGCCGAUCGACGCGAUCGAGCUGAAGGGAAAUGGGAUAGAGCAGGACCUGGCCCUGCCCGACCCGAUCGCCGACGUACGCUUGCUGGACGGUUGGGCACAGCCGGACAGUCGGGAGGCAUCUGAGCACCGUUUGGCAGAGGACAGUCCCGUUGAAGCACGGCAGGGUAAAAUAAAUUCACUGACCACCACCACGACCACCACUAGCACGACCACGAGAACGACUACCGUGCGGAAGGUACGUCGACGCAAGACACGCCAGCAAACGAGCACCAGCACCAGCAGUAGUACCAGGCCUCCCAGCACCACCAAGCGCACGGCAAGAACUACCGCACCGUCAUCGAGCAGGUUGACCACAACAAGCACAACAAGUCACAGACCGUCUCGUCCGAAGCUGGACAUCACCAGGCUCAAUCUUGACCAUCUGGAAGACGAUCUCCUACUGUCCUAUUCCGCCCGAGCAUCUCCCCAGGCUCUCGCACUUGCCGCCAGCACGAUUCCACCGCCAGUCCGCUUACUACCCAGAAGCAUCCGGCAGGAGGAAGCGGAAACGAAAGCGGUCCCUGUCCCAUCCUGUGGCUGUCAACGGACAUACCGAGCUCAGCACAGCAAACGUUCGCUUGCCAACCAUAUCUACUCGUCGGAGGAAACGAUCGAUCGCCGCGGUGACUACGACGAGUACGACGACUACGAGGACUAUGGCGAGCUGAAGUUACCGCCAGCGCCUGCACGGCCACUGCUACUGCCUGCCAUGUCCCGGCUGCUGGCAGCACCGGCGGUCGGUUCCGGCGAGCACCACGAGAGCAGUGUCGAGCGGGCGGAAAAGGUACAUGGGACACUGGAACGGUUGAUGGGCAUUGUGACCAUCUUUUCGCACGUGGACGAGUUUAUACAGCGCAAAACGAAGCAAUCGAUCCGCCGGCUGGCACGGUUGUACGAGAGUGAGGAGCUGGAUUAGGAGGAGGAGGAGAAGGAGG
Anopheles merus is the source of this 1633-nucleotide messenger RNA. RefSeq lists its product as uncharacterized. Lineage: Eukaryota; Metazoa; Arthropoda; Insecta; Diptera; Culicidae. The record is from RefSeq and is a predicted model, not a curated record. The coding region runs from base 289 to 1614 and encodes 441 amino acids. The transcript is spliced from 3 exons.